Syzygium oleosum is the source of this 2160-nucleotide messenger RNA. RefSeq names its product cationic amino acid transporter 5-like. Gene Ontology annotation, biological process: transmembrane transport; amino acid transport. The coding region runs from base 126 to 1931 and encodes 601 amino acids. Gene Ontology annotation, cellular component: plasma membrane. The record is from RefSeq and is a predicted model, not a curated record. Gene Ontology annotation, molecular function: L-lysine transmembrane transporter activity; L-glutamate transmembrane transporter activity. The transcript is spliced from 2 exons. Lineage: Eukaryota; Viridiplantae; Streptophyta; Magnoliopsida; Myrtales; Myrtaceae.
AGUGUCAAGACAUUUGAGCGCAUCUUUCUCCUACAAAUAAGACACGUCCAUCCGGGAAUGGCCAGUAGAGCUUCCAACGAGUAGUAUCUCAAACUUCCAUCUCUAGAGCUCAAUUCAGAGAAACCAUGACAGUUUCAAAUGAAGAAUUGGCAAAUGAUCAGGUUGGAGAAAAAGGUUACUGGAGGUGGAGCAAGCAAGAUUUCUUCCCAGAAGAAUCAUUCAAGAGCUGGGGAUCCUACAGAUCUGCGUUGCGGCAGACGUGUUUCCGGCUGAAGGAUAGGAUCAGAAGCAGGUCGGAUGAUGUCACAGAGGUCGGGGAGCUCAGGAAACGGAGCGAGAACGACAUGAAACGUUGCCUAAACUGGUGGGACCUCACAUGGUUUGGAUUCGGAUCGGUCAUCGGAGCAGGCAUUUUCGUGCUUACUGGCCAAGAAGCCCAUAAACAUGCCGGGCCGGCCAUCGUCCUGUCAUAUGUCGCAUCGGGGGUGUCCGCUAUGCUUUCAGUCUUCUGCUACACGGAAUUUGCAGUAGAAAUUCCAGUGGCCGGUGGAUCUUUUGCUUACUUGAGAAUAGAACUAGGAGAUUUCGCUGCCUUCAUAACAGCAGGGAACAUACUCCUGGAAAGCAUUGUUGGGACUGCAGCCGUUGCCAGGGCCUGGACUUCCUACUUCACAAACUUGCUGAACCGUCCCUCCAACUCGUUACGCAUACAUACGAGUCUUCAGGACGGUUACAAUCUCCUGGACCCGAUCGCCGUUGCUGUUCUGGCUAUUGCUGCCACAAUUGCAAUGAUUAGCACAAGGCACGCUUCGUCCAUCAACUGGAUAGCAUCUGCAAUCAACACCGUGGUAAUUCUGUUCGUCAUAAUUGCAGGAUUUAUUCAUGCAGACACUUCUAAUUUGACACCUUUUAUGCCUUUCGGGGCUAAAGGGGUCUUCCAAGCAGCGGCUAUUGUAUAUUUUGCAUAUGGUGGAUUUGAUAAUAUAGCUACCAUGGCUGAGGAAACAAAGAACCCCUCGAAAGAUAUACCAAUAGGACUGCUCGGAUCAAUGUCGAUCAUCAUGGUGAUAUACUGCUUGAUGGCUCUAGCGCUUAGCAUGCUGCAGAAGUACACAGAAAUAGAUGAAAAUGCAGCCUACUCUGUGGCUUUUCAAAGCGUGGGAAUGAAGUGGGCGAAGUAUCUGGUAGCUCUUGGUGCUCUUAAGGGCAUGACAACAGUUCUUCUUGUUGGGGCACUUGGCCAAGCACGGUACACCACUCAUAUCGCGCGAGCCCACAUGAUACCACCGUGGUUUGCCCUUGUCCACCCGAAAACUGGAACUCCCAUCAACGCAACCCUUCUGAUUACUAUUUCAAGUGCUCUCAUUGCUUUCUUCUCCAGCCUGGACGUACUUGCAAGCUUGUUAUCUGUGAGCACACUAUUCAUUUUCAUGAUGAUGGCAGUUGCUCUUCUCGUGAGGAGGUACUAUGUACGAGACAAAACACCUCAACAGAACCUGUUGAAGCUGGUUGCUUUCUUGCUGAUAAUCGUAGCUUCCUCUAUGGGGACUUCAGCUUACUGGGGAUUGAACCCAAAUGGUUGGAUUGGGUAUUGCGUAACCAUACCACUUUGGUUCUUGGGCACUUUAGGGAUUUACAAGUUCUUGCCACAGCAGAGAACACCAAAAGUUUGGGGAGUUCCGCUCGUCCCAUGGCUUCCAUCAUUGUCUAUAGCAACAAAUUUGUUUCUAAUGGGGUCAUUGGGUUAUGAGGCUUUCGUGCGAUUUGGGAUAUGCACCGUAGUAAUGCUUCUUUACUAUCUUCUCAUCGGACUCCAUGCAACCUAUGAUAUGGCACAUCAGCCACAGCAACCCGAGGCGAAACUUCAGCAGGCUGAUGUUGAAGACGAUGGCAAAAGCAAGACGCCGGAGGGGAAUGUUUCUUUCCCUUAAAGCUGCCUUUCGAGCAAACUUUCUUCAGUCGGUGAGAAGCUUCUCCGUAUUCAUUUCACAGAGAAUACCCAAAAUCAGUGCCAAGAGAUGUGUACGAAUGAAACCCAAAGUUCGGCUCAAAUCAUCGAUCUCACAAGUAUAAUUGUACUGAGCUAUGGACCUUCUAUUUACAUUCGGUCAUAAUGUAAGAACUACAAUGCGCAAUAACAACUGUUACACUCUACCAUCA